Molecule: messenger RNA, 1564 nt
Organism: Pieris rapae (cabbage white)
Lineage: Eukaryota; Metazoa; Arthropoda; Insecta; Lepidoptera; Pieridae
Product: band 4.1-like protein 3
Exons: 8
Coding region: 182-1222 (346 amino acids)
Cellular component (GO): cytoskeleton
Molecular function (GO): cytoskeletal protein binding
Source: RefSeq, a predicted model, not a curated record
UUCUUAGUAGUCUGUGAGACGUGUUGUGGGGUGUUAGUUACGUACUGAAUGUUUAUUAAAUUUUGAUGUGUACCGCGUGAAUUUAUAGAAAAUAAUAAAUAUAUUAAAACUUAUCUUAAAGGUGCAAUAAAUGUAUUAACUCCUUGUGUGUUGUUAGUUGUUAAGAGUUUUUAGACAUACAAUGCGCGAAAGUCUUCGCCGGCUGGCGUCAGACGAAGGCACCAGUAUGGUGGGACUGCGCAGGACUGGCACGGGACGAGUUCGCGUUGAGCUGUUUAAUGGGGAACAUAUUACAUUAGAUAUUGAGCGUAAAGCCAGUGGCGCUGAUCUCCUGGACAAGGUGUGUGAUACCCUGGAUAUAUUGGAGAAGGAUUUUUUUGGACUGUUGCAUGCUCAGCGCGGUGACCCGCGAGUCUGGGUAGAUCUAGGACGACGACUUUCAAAGACUUUUAGAAAUGAGCCGUGGGACGUUCGUUUAGCCGUAAAGUUCUAUCCCCCGGAACCGUCUGAGUUGUAUGACGACAUCACACGAUAUCAGCUCAGCCUUGCAGUACGACGGGAUCUAAUGGAAGGCCGUCUCGUCUGCUCACAAAUAACGUAUGCCCUGCUUGCCUCGUACGUAUUACAAGCGGAGUUGGGGGACAAGCAAGGGGCGGUCAGCACGAGUACAUUAUGCGAACACAACGCGAUACCGUUUCACGUGCUUAACGAGGGGCAGCAAGAUAAUAUCGAACAGUUGUAUGCUAAACAUAGAGGCCAAACUCCAGCGGUUGCAGAACUGAAUUACUUGGAAAACGCAAAACGAUUGCCUUUAUAUGGCGCUGAAGUCCAUAAAGCGAAGGACUCUGAAGAUGUCGAUAUUAAUAUAGCUGUAUCGGCCGCUGGGAUCACAGUAUUAAGAGACGGGGUGAUAAUGAAUCGUUUCCCAUGGACCAAAAUUCUAAAAAUUAGCUACAAUAAGCGUUCAUAUACGCUACGUUUGCGUCCCAGUGAGUUUGAUGAGUUCGAGACACACUUGACUUUUAAACUACCCUCAUCCACCGCGAGCAAACGAUUGUGGAGAUGUAGCGUGGAACAUCAUAUGUUUUUUCGACGCGAAAUUCCAGUAAAAGUUGAGCGUAUAACCGGUUUCCCCCGGCUCGGGUCGAGACGUUUGUCCUGUCGGAGGACGCUGAGGCAAAUGCGUUCUGAAAUUCACGCACCCGAGCUUCUACCCGCAUGACAUUAUUUAACUACCCACAUGAUUAUUUAACAUACACGAAUACGUAGCUUAUUACACAAUAAAUAAAUAAUACCAUACAUAUAUUCAUUAAAAUAAAAUCACCUUGGUUGCGACUUUCACCUCUUUCUAACAAAUUAUGUUUGAGCCGAGAUAAAAAGAGACAGAAAACUUUAGUUGAAAACGGUGCGAUCAUUCUGUCUUGUUUUAUGAAAAAGAGGCUACUAAAAAAUAUUCUAAAUAAGACUUAGUUACUGAUGUCAAGUCCUCAUUAAAGUUAAUCUGUUGCAAAAUGUUGUUUUAAAGAAAACAGAACAUUUACUUUUCCAUUUAUUGAGUGAUAUU